Penicillium crustosum is the source of this 1599-nucleotide messenger RNA. RefSeq lists its product as uncharacterized. Bases 1 to 1599 code for a protein of 532 amino acids. The transcript is spliced from 2 exons. Gene Ontology annotation, cellular component: intracellular anatomical structure. Gene Ontology annotation, molecular function: protein binding. The record is from RefSeq and is a predicted model, not a curated record. NCBI's taxonomy places the organism in Eukaryota, Fungi, Ascomycota, Eurotiomycetes, Eurotiales, Aspergillaceae.
AUGACUCGAGAAACUCUUGCAUCAGUCCCAGCUAGUGACGAAUACUAUGACCUCAGCUCGUUUGGCCACACCAUCACCACCACCAGCGCUGACGCCCAGAUUUGGUUCAAUCGUGGUCUGAUAUGGGUAUAUUCUUUCAACCACAUGGAAGGCGCCUACUGCUUUGAGCAGGCUAUUGCCCAUGAUCCUGCGUGCGCUAUGGCCUAUUGGGGCUUGGCUUAUGCGGUUGGCCCAAACUACAACAAGCCAUGGGAGACGUUUGACCAAGGGGAUCUCCACACAUGUGUGCAGCGAGGAUAUGAUGCCUCACGACAAGCAAAGAAAUACGCGGGAAAUGCAACCCUACUUGAACAAGCUCUUAUCGACGCGAUCCAAUUUAGAUUCCCGACCAACCAGCCUGCGGCAGACUACCCAGCCCUGAACAAGGGCUAUGCCGUAGCGAUGAAACCAGUAUAUGAUGAAUUCGGAAGUGACUUGAAUAUUGCCACCCUUUAUGCCGAUGCCUUGAUGAAUAUGGCCCCCUGGGCUCUAUGGGAUCUGUUCACCGGCAAGCCGAACCCGGCAGCCCCUACUAUGGAGGUAAAAGCAGUGCUCGAGAAGGCGCUUGCACAGGAAGAGGAUGGUGCAUAUCUCAACCCCGGGCUUCUUCACUUAUACAUUCACUUCAUCGAAAUGUCGCCCACUCCUGAGCUAGGUAUCAAUGCUGCGGAUCAUCUACGCGACCUCGUUCCCGACGCUGGUCACCUCAAGCACAUGCCCACCCAUUUGGAUAUUCUCAUUGGCGACUGGCGGCGCUCUAUCGCUUCAAACCAUAAAUCAACACUCGCCGAUGACAAGUACUUCCAGAAGUCAGGUGCCAACAAAUUCUAUACUUUCUAUCGGCUGCACGACUACCACUCUUUGAUCUAUGCAGCAAUGUUUGCUGGUAAAUCCAAGGUUGCCCUUGAGGCCGUCACCCGCAUGGAAUCCACCGUGCCUGAAGAAGUCCUUCGAAUCCAGUCCCCACCUAUGGCUGAUUGGCUAGAGCAGUUCAUGUCUAUUCGCAUACAUGUGAUGGUACGAUUUGGCAUGUGGGAGGAGCUGAAGGUAAAAGAGCUACCCCGGGAUCAAUCUCUGUAUGCAGGCACCACUGCUGUCACCCACUAUGCCAGAGGCAUCGCAUUCGCCGCCACAGGGGACGUAGCGUCAGCCAAAAAGGAACAGGAGCUCUUCCACCAAGCAUGGGCUCGGGUUCCUAUCACUCGUCGCGCAUACAAUGGUACAAUUGUCGAUGUGCUCCAGGUGGCUGGGGCAAUGUUAGAAGGAGAAAUCGAAUACCGUUGCGCCAACUACGAUAAGGCCUUCGAGGCUCUCCGUCGUGCAAUUGACCAUGAGGACAAACUGCCAUACAGUGAACCCUGGUCAUGGAUGCAACCUGUUCGCCAUGCGUAUGCUGCACUGUUGAUGGAGCAGGGCCACUUGGAAGAGGCAGCAAAGACAUAUCGCGCAGAUUUGGGUAUGGAUACCUCAAUCAUCCGGCCGUGUCGUCAUCCGAACAAUGUCUGGUCGCUGAAGGGCCGAUGUCCCGAUAAAGGCAUCGUGCUUCUGCCGCUUGGAUAA